AUGGAGUACGAUAAAGCGGGGAAACAUAGGCAACUACAAAUUAAUGAUCUAGAGGAGAUACGUAAUGAUGCUUACGAGAGUUCCCGCAUAUACAAAGAAAAGACUAAGCUUUUCCAUGAGAAGAUAAUUUCUCAGAAGAAUUUUGUUGUGGGACAGAAAGUUCUUUUAUUUCAUUCUCGUCUUAAGCUAUUUCCUGUUGAUAUCACUAGUCUUAGAGAUGGGACUACUUAUAAGGUCAACGGCCAUAGAUUGAAGCCAUACUAUGAAAACAUAGCUUAUGUGAAUGUGGAUGAGAUAGAUCUUCAAUAUUUACUCCCUCUGGAGGAGUAG
Molecule: messenger RNA, 330 nt
Organism: Papaver somniferum (opium poppy)
Lineage: Eukaryota; Viridiplantae; Streptophyta; Magnoliopsida; Ranunculales; Papaveraceae
Exons: 2
Coding region: 1-330 (109 amino acids)
Source: RefSeq, a predicted model, not a curated record